Messenger RNA from Daldinia childiae, 1596 nucleotides. Its product is annotated as Acetamidase. Bases 1 to 1596 code for a protein of 531 amino acids. The record is from RefSeq and is a predicted model, not a curated record. The transcript has 8 exons. Lineage: Eukaryota; Fungi; Ascomycota; Sordariomycetes; Xylariales; Hypoxylaceae.
AUGGCUGAAAUCUCAGGUGGAUGGCAAGAGAAGGUCCGCUUGAAGCGCGAAGCUCAAAAGCGAGCACUGGCCAUUUCAGACAAUAUCAAACAUAAUAGCCCGGACUGGGUAUUUAUUGAGGAUAUUUCGGCGUUGGUCCGUCGCUUUGCUUCUGGCGAGCUAAGUUCUGUAGCUGUGACGGAAGCAUAUAUUGAAAGGGCUACUAUUGCACAUGGUUUGACGAAUUGUCUUACCGAAAUUCUCUUCGAAGAAGCCUUGGUGCGGGCUCGUGAGCUGGAUGAUUAUCAAAAAGAACAUGGGGAUGUCAUCGGUCCGCUACAUGGUGUUCCCGUUACCCUUAAAGAUCAAUUUAAUGUUAAAGGCUAUGAUAGCACUCUGGGCUAUGUUGGCCGCGCAUUCAAUCCCGCGACUGAAGACGCGGUUCUUGUCACGCUGCUAAAGAAACUCGGUGCUGUUGUGCUGGCCAAAACGAAUCUCCCUCAGAGUAUAAUGUGGUGUGAAACUGAGAAUCCGCUUUGGGGCCUUACUACACAUUUUUUCUCUAAGGACUACACUCUCGGCGGCUCGACAGGCGGCGAGGCAGCGCUACUAAGCCUUCGCGGGAGUCUUCUCGGUUGGGGAACAGAUAUCGGUGGUAGUAUUCGGAUACCCGCCCAUAUGACAGGUUUAUACGGGUUCAAGCCGAGUAGCUCCCGUCUCCCAUAUCAGGGAGUACCUGUGUCAACCGAAGGGCAAGACCAUGUCCCUUCGUCGGUAGGGCCACUAAUGCGAAAUCUACCGUCGCUGACGCUAGUGAUGAAAGAGCUGAUCCAGUUAGAACCCUGGAAACAUGACGCUCGUUGUGUACCUAUACCAUGGAGGGAGGAAAUCUUUGAGAAUUUCGGGUCUAAGCCGCUGACAAUUGGCUUACUUAUUGACGACGGAGUAGUCCGACCGCAUCCGCCUAUUACACGAGUACUUCUCUCAUUGGUAGAAAAGCUCGAAGCCGCCGGUCAUGAUAUCGUUGAAUGGAAUUCCAACCUCCACGCCGAAUGCAUCCAGGUUAUGGAUGAAUUCUAUACGGCUGACGGUGGCGAAGAUAUCCGCCGCGAUGUCCAAGCCGGUGGAGAACCCUUUAUUCCCCACGUAGAAGCUUUGGUCAACAAGGGCCAGCCUAUUUCUGUCUACGAUUACUGGCAGUUGAACAAGCGUAAAACAGCGCUCCAACAAGCGUAUCUUGAGAAAUGGAAUGAAAUUAGGUCACCAAAGACGGGAAAGCAGGUCGACGUUGUGUUAAUGCCACCCAUGCCACAUACAGCUGUCCCCCAUCGUGCUUGUCGAUGGGUAGGAUAUACUAAGAUAUGGAACGUCUUAGACUAUUCAGCUCUAGUUAUCCCCGCAGGUAAAGUAUCUUCUAUCGAUAGCCACGUACCAUGGAACCACACGCCGAGGAAUGCAAUAGAUGAGUGGAAUAAUGCUCUAUGGACUCGAGAAAAGGAGAAGAUGAUCAAGCUCGAACUUUCUGUUGGGGUGCAAAUAGUUGGAAGGAAGCUCGAAGAAGAGAAAGUCCUUGCAACUGGUACUAUUAUUGAUAAAUUUGUGCGAGAAGUUAGGUAA